AUGUGGGCUUCAGCUCGUUAUGCUUGGUAUAUUUACAGACUUCUUGACGAAAUUCAUAGACAAGAACGUGAAGAGAUGGAAAACAAGCUUGAAGCAAAAGACAAAAGCAUUCAGAAAAGAAUACCACGUUCGGUACCAAAAGGAAAGGAAAAGAACUAUAAGUAUAUGAUUUAUACUGAAGAGAUGGAAAAUGAAGAAGACAGAGAUAUGGUUAUGUUGCAUUUAGUCAGAAGAAACAACAAAAGCUUUUACGACCUUGCUAAGAUUUACAAAUCUGACAGAAAUUGGUUCUAUCGCGAAAACUUACCGAUUUCAAUGACCCCAAAUGAAGAUGUGAAACAAAUAGUUCAAGAUACGUUACCUCAAACACACUAUGAUAUGAAAGGUUGUACAAUACUUACAUUCAAAGAAGAUUUGUCAUUGUUAAAGGAAAAAAUAACAGAGUAUUUUGACAACUUCAAACAAGUAGGGUAG
This is a messenger RNA of Trichomonas vaginalis G3, 474 nucleotides long. RefSeq lists its product as uncharacterized. NCBI's taxonomy places the organism in Eukaryota, Parabasalia, Trichomonadida, Trichomonadidae. The record is from RefSeq and is a predicted model, not a curated record. The transcript has a single exon. Bases 1 to 474 code for a protein of 157 amino acids.